AGAGAGAGAGAGAGAGAAAGGGAGAGAGGUAUGCAGUUCUGGGUGGCACUUAGGAUGCGGAUACUCCCGGUUCGUAGUGUACGAUCGACGAACUUUCGGUCAAAUUUUAACUUUGCUUGAAAGUACGAUCUACAAUCGUAACGAUGUGACACACACGUACCGAAAUUUCGAUGACACUGAUGACAUGAAACAACAGCAAACAGCCGACUAACGAGGAAAGAGAAACGCGUGGAAAUAUUGUACAAGUGCACGGAAAUGUUCUGUUACGUCCGUGUAUAUUUAGCCGGAAAUCAGCUGACUCCGUGUCACCUGGACUGAUUCUUGGCGUGGAAGGCUCAAGGGGCUUCCAUUAUCCGAAUCUUCUGUCACCCGUAAGUGGAUGGAUAGAAGAAGACGAAACCGCCAAAACAGGCUUCGUGCCACUUAUGCUAUUUAUUUAAGUAUUCUCCAAGUACAAGAGGAAAGCUGAAAAAAAUAUUGGUUGCUCGUGUCGAGCCCGCUAUUCCAGGUUUGCCGGCGCCGUCCAUCACUGGCCAGAACACCCGAACUACGAUCAUUCUCUAUAUUUCUUUGACUGUUCAUUACCGCGGAUCACGCGAAGCAACGAUCAUUUUUUCAGUUUAUCCAUUGCCAUUCAUCACCAUCAACUAAUCAAACGUCCGCAACCAUGUUGAACCGUAACCAUUUUCCCUUCAAUUUCUCCGAUCCUCACGUUCCACGUUCACACGUUCAUCUUCUCCCGUUCGUUCCUUUCGAUGCAUCAUGGGACAGAAAAGCAUUCGUGCAUCGAUCGUGUCUAACAGUUGCAAUGGCACUUUAACGGCGCGCCGAACCUUUUCCGUCCCAUCAGUGCGGCGCUCAAGAUCGUAAAACGCCCUGCAACGGCAUUAUCUAAUUCAACUUGUUUUCUAUGUGGAUUAACUUUUUCCAGAAGAGAACGUAUACAGCUAUGUGACUGAGAGAAACAGCUCUUAGUGUAUCUGAACAGAGACUGUAUGAAUAUCAUGAUGAUGUAUUAGAACACGCGCUGCACGCGGCCUUUUGCAGGUGGUUGAGAGACCGAGGGUGGCCUUGGGCUGCCGCACUUCCGGUCACCUUUCGCCUGAUGACGGACAAGCUCCGGGUCGACCCUAGAGUCACCAGAUUUGUCCUACCGAUCGGUUGCAACAUUAACAUGGAUGGAACGGCGCUGUUCGUCGCCGUUGCCAGUAUCUUCAUCGCGCAGAUGCACGGCAUCAUUUUGGGCUUUGGUGAAAUCAUAACGGUUAUUUUAACAUCUACCGCUGCGUCCGUGUCAUCGGCGUCAGUUCCAAGCGCAGCUCUGGUUCUUCUUCUCGUUGUCUUAAGCGCCAUCGACGCUCCCGUUUACAACGUCUCUCUCUUGUUCACCAUCGAUUGGUUCGUGGACCGUAUUCGAACCACAAACAACAUGUUGGGAGACUGCUACGCCGCUGCUGUGGUGGAGCAGUUGUCGAAAAAGGAGUUGAUGGCACUGGACGCAGCCGCUUAUCAAUCGGAGACCGUUUUGCCCACGACUAUCGCAAACGGAUGUAUUUCCGCCAACAGGGUACCUGAUCCCGACACCAUCGUCGUCGAGAUGCAAGACGACACGAGGAUAGCCGGCGUCGCCAACAUCAGCGUAUUACAGAUACCGAGGAGCGUGACGGAAGAGACAGUUUGACCUGUGCUUCACACCAAAUGUUAAUUUAGCUACGUACAUACGAAAUAUCAUCGAGUGCGAUACGUGCAACGGGGAUCAAAGAAACAGUACAGCAGCUACACGAACAUCGUCCUUUUGUGGCACCGUGUUUUCUAUUCUUACCAAGCGGGUUGCAAGCAAUUGC
Heterotrigona itama is the source of this 1844-nucleotide messenger RNA. Lineage: Eukaryota; Metazoa; Arthropoda; Insecta; Hymenoptera; Apidae. The record is from the annotation of a GenBank genome assembly.